AUUCAGCCUCUUAGGGUUUCUUCAGAAUCUGGAUUGUGAUUUAUUAACAUGCAUGCGUUAUGUUUAUUCAUUUUGUGUUUAUGUUUAAUAAAGUGUAGUAUUCGAGUUUAGAUCUAUGUAAUAAUGAGGCUAAUGUGUUGUUGGUGUAUGUGAUUACAUUCAAUUAUUUUGUUUUGUUAAAUUAUUACCGGUGUUGACGUGUCAGUGUCAUGUUUGAUGUAUGUGUUUGCGUUGAAGCUUCGCAGGUUUAGAUCGUGGAGUGAUUUGUAAUGAGGUGUAAUUGUCUGAUGUGGUGGUGGAUAGUGUAUUGAAAUGAGGAAGUGGAGUUAAGAGGGGGAAAUGGGUGUAAUUGUUUGAUGUUGUUGCAACUUGGCAUGUAAGACCGAGGGUCGUCUUUAAGGGUGUGUAAGGCGGCCUAUAGCACAUAGCCUCAUGCUUUUUCAUGAUUAAACUAGGACAAAAGGGUCUCUAUACACAUAUUCUACGAUUAAUUUAUGGUUAAAUAGGUCCCUUAAAAAAAUUCACUACUCAACUGAAGCUAAUUUCAGCUUCUUACACAGGGCCUCUCAAAAGUUUGAGACGGCUCUGCUAAGACUCAGAAAGUGGGAUUUGAACCUUUUUUUUUGUGAAUCUGAUUAUUGAAUGUUUGUUUUCUGUUUUACUUGUGAAUCUGAUUACAAAGUUAUUUGAAUGGGAUAAAAUUGACGUUUGAGGUAUUAUGUUGCUGUCAGCUUGAAUGGAUGUUCUAAUUGGUUUGCAUUGAGUAUAUUGUUAGCUCAAGAUACAUGUUGUGAUUGCAUACCUUUUUUUCUAAAGCUGUUAGUUAAUGUGAAAAUUUUAUUUGAUGGAUGGUAGGGUGAUGUGAUGGUGAUUGAAGUUUACUCUUUCUGUGUGUUUCUUGAUUUUUUAUUUAUAUGUUUAUUGAUUUAUUUUGAGACGCGGUGAUUUCUGGAGAGAGCACAAUUUGACAUGGGUAUAUGACUUAUGGGAAUUAUAUGCAAACUGUGAACUUUGUUGAUAGGUUGUACAAUGAUGAUGUUUUGAGUGCCGGCAAAAAACAAGGGACUUUUGUGCUGCGUGUAAGAAUCCAAGGAACGGGAAGCCUUGUACGAUUAGGUUCUGCCACAAGUGCCUCUUGAAUAGAUAUGGGGAAAAGGCAGAAGAGGUUGUUUUAUUGAAUGAUUGGAUGUGUCCUAAGUGCAAAGGCAUUUGUAACUGCAGUUUUUGCAUGAAAAAAAGAGGGCAACAGCCUACUGGUUUACUAGCUCAUACAGCCAAGAAAUCCGGUUUUAACUCCGUGUCAGAUAUGCUUCGCAAGAAGGCUUCUGAAGGUUCGGAAUUGAACAGUGCUGCUGUUUUGCUUAAAGAGGAUGCUACUUUGAAAAAGGAGCUUGUAUUGGGUCUAUCAGGGGAACCUGAGAAGGAGAACACCUUAGGUAAAAUUAAUGCUUUAAAGGAUGGUGAUAAGAAAAGCAAGAAAGUGAAGCGGGAAAACUUAAAGGAAAUAUCUAAUGGCAGCAGUGUUGAUGAUGUUUGCCAAAGCAAGAAAUCAAAAAAGGCUAAACUGUGUAACGGAAAUGAUAAAAUGGAAACAAAUGUUGAGGAGGAUCAUGAAAAACUUAAGGAAGAGAUUCCUUUACCCAUGGGCACCGAAAUUACAAAAAUAUUAGACAUUGAGCUUGCACCAGAAGAUGUUGGGAAUGCAUUGCAGUUUUUAGAAUUCUGCAGAGUGUUUGGAAAGGCUCUUGAUGUCAACAAAGGAGAGGCGGUAGCUGUUUUAAGAGCAUUGAUACGUAAGCAAAAUUUGCGACGUGGACAAAAUACCUUAGUGGUUGAGUUUCAAAUCAAAUUGUUGACUUUUAUAGUAUCUGAUUCAGAAAUUGAGUCUUCACCCUUGACUGCUAGCAGUGGAAAAAAUUCAUGGUUGAAAGUUCUGGAGGAAUUGAUUACUGAAUCUGAUCUUAUACUAAAAGAAUUUCCUUUGGAUUGGCUUAGUAAAGGUAUUAGCGGAUAUUAUGAUUUGGACUUAUCGAAAAAGCUUAUCCUUCUGAAUUUUAUCUGUGAUGAAGCUCUAGGCACAAUGAAGCUAAGGAGUUAUAUUGAUGAUCAAAAUGAAAAAUUUGCCGAAGAAAAGAAAGCAGCAAAAGCUAAGGUUACUGAAGCUAAGGGAAAGGAAAAAAGUCUUAAGCAAAAGCUGCAAGACGAGAUGGCAAAAGCUAUUGUAUCAAAUGGAGCUAACCUCUCAAUUUCAGAACAUGAUGCUCUUCUUGCAACAAUAAAAAGUGAGGCAGCGAAAGCUCAUACUGAGUUGAUUGAGGCACAAGGCACAGUUCCUAAAGGGAACCAAUGUUGUGAUGCAGUGAGAAUUGAACAUCAGUACAUGGAUAACAGUUGCAAGUCAUUCUGGAAAUUAAGAAGCUGUGAUGAUGAAUAUGCUUUCUUGUUACAAGAUAUCAAGAUCGAUAAUGGCGAAGAUGCUGCGAAAGUUGAUGAAAAAUGGUUUGCUUAUGGAGCUGAGCAAAAAGACGAAAUUGAUAAGUACAUUUCCUCUAGGAGAGAUUGGUUACCAAAGCUGACUUCAGGAUAAUUGUUUGACAGAUUGAAGGGUCCUUCCAAUUUUUUGGUGAUAGUGACAAGAGUCUUUGGUUUUUGAAUGUAAUUAAUCAUGUUUAAUAGUUGGAUUAUUUCAUUUCACUCUAACUCUUCAAAUAGCAAGGAUGCAAUAUGCAGAUGAACCAAAUAUUGAAGAUGUUGUAUAUCUCUUGUAUGAUGAUUCUACUUUGGCGUAAAUGUAAUGAAUGUUUGAUCCUUUA
Lathyrus oleraceus (garden pea) is the source of this 2813-nucleotide messenger RNA. RefSeq lists its product as uncharacterized. The coding region runs from base 1187 to 2587 and encodes 466 amino acids. Gene Ontology annotation, cellular component: nucleus. Lineage: Eukaryota; Viridiplantae; Streptophyta; Magnoliopsida; Fabales; Fabaceae. The transcript is spliced from 12 exons. The record is from RefSeq and is a predicted model, not a curated record. Gene Ontology annotation, biological process: regulation of DNA-templated transcription.